Molecule: messenger RNA, 2493 nt
Organism: Hansenula ciferrii
Lineage: Eukaryota; Fungi; Ascomycota; Saccharomycetes; Phaffomycetales; Wickerhamomycetaceae
Product: Ubiquitin ligase-binding protein
Exons: 1
Coding region: 1-2493 (830 amino acids)
Biological process (GO): protein monoubiquitination; protein polyubiquitination
Cellular component (GO): ubiquitin ligase complex
Molecular function (GO): ubiquitin-ubiquitin ligase activity
Source: RefSeq, a predicted model, not a curated record
AUGUCUAAUAAUCGAAAUCCCCAGAGAACCACAUCAACCAGCCAUGAUCAUAAUAAUACAGAAGAUAAUAAUGAUAUAGAUUAUAAUAUCUCAUCAAAGCGUCGUGAUUUGAACGCAGCAUUAGGUCUUGAUUCCACAGGUGCUGAAGAUGAUUAUUAUGAAGAUAAUCAAAUAGAUUAUACAAAUGCCUUCUUGAAAGAAAGUAAACAUUCACAAGAGAUCUUAUCAAAACUACGGCCGGAUAUUUCAAAUUUUGAUAAAGUUCUUCUGGGUCCUACAGAUUGGAAUUAUGAUGAUGAAAAAAUGAACUCAUUAGCUAAAAAGCAGUUUGUCUUUGAUUUGUUACCAUCUUUUGAAAUGUUACAUUCAAUGCAAAAUACAACACCUAGAUGUUCUUUUGAAAAUCCAGAUGACCAUGAUUUCCCACCAGAUUACUUUAAUAAUAAUAUUCAUGGUAGAAUAGGUUCUAUUGCUGGUAGUGGCUCACCAAGUUAUGCUACUACGCCAAACUCAAUUCAAAACUCAUCCACAUCUUUAAGUUCAAUGACUUCUAGAGAUUCACAAAUAACAAUAGAUGAUUAUCAAGAUGACACAAUACCAGAUACAUCUGAAAAGAACUUACUGGAUAAAUCACACUUAUUACCAAAUUACGAUUCCUCGAACAUUGAUGUUGGUGUACAUGUUACUAGAGAUGUUCCAGAUCCAAUCAAACGAAAUGAGAAUGAAUCCAUGUUGAAGGAAUAUACUUCUGGUGAUGUGGUCCAUGGUUAUGUCACUGUCAAUAAUACAUCGACAAAACCACACGAGUUUCAGAUGUUUCAUGUUACAUUGGAUGGUUACAUCUUGGUUAUAGACCCCAAUACAAAGAGAUCAAGUCAUAAACGAUUUUUGAAUAUGGUCGAUAUAAGUGCUUCAUGGUCAUAUGGUACAUUAUCACCAGCAGCUAACUUCAAUUACCAAGCUUCUACAAAAGAUGAAGAAGGAUUUAUAUUAGGUUUACCAAACGAUCGAAUUCUACGACCAAAAAGCAAAUACAAGAAGUUUUUUGCAUUCAAGAUCCCAUAUAAGUUGUUGGAUAAUACUUGCCGUCAUGAUUUAGAGAUACAUACAUUAUUACCACCAAGUUUUGGAGUUGAUAGAGUGAAAAAGAAGGGAAGUUACGCAAAUAUCUCAAUCAAUCCAUUGUUACAUUAUGGACAUUCUGGUGUUAAAGGUUCACCAAUUUUGACAGAUGAUCUCUCUGGUGAUAAUUUAUCAAUAUCAUAUGCUAUAAAUGCUAAACUGAUUAGUUUCCAUCCAAGAAAAUUAAACAAAUUAUGUGUGCUGAAACAAAAUGAGUACAAUUUACGAUUCAUUCCUUAUGGGUUUGCUAUACCUUUAUUUUCAUCAAAAUCAGCAUUAAUUAACUUAACUUCACAAAUUGAACAUGGGUUUGAAGUUGCUCAACAUGUUAUUGAUAUGAAAAAAUUAGGUAAAGAUGUUCCACAGGAAGAUGAAGCUGAAUUUGUUAGGGUAUUAAAAGAUAGACAAUUACAAUCCGUCAAUCCAGAGUUAACCCCUUCAUCAAGCAAUAAUAAUACAUAUUCUAAUCCUUCUUUCAUCGAUAAGAUUCAUGAGACUAAAGAUUUUUCAAGAGUUGAAUGUACUUCAAAAUAUCUAGAUGAUGGUUUAGCAAAUACCAGAUCAAGUUUUUUGAAAGGUUUAAAACUUGGUGGUGGAUCACAGAAAUCGAAAUCUACAAAUACAAAUGGUCUAAUUACAAUUUCCUCCAAGAUUCCAAAAGGUGGUCUACCUUACAUAUCUCCAAGUUUGUUACGAAAAACUAAUGAAGUCUCAAAACUAAAUGAACUAGGGAUUAAGAACCAUGAUAAAUUAUCAUUAUCAUUACCAGACAAGGAAAAGAAAAAACUUUCAACCUUGAAAUUUGAGUUUACGUUUACACCUUCAGACUUUAGCUCAGAAUCAAUCACUCUACCAGAAUUAAAGAAUAUUAAGGCAUCUCUACUGGCGUUAAAUAUGUCAUCAACUUCACCUAUACCAGUUAAACUCUCAGGUGAUUUCUUUACUAAGAAGGAUUCAGAAAGAGUGAUUGCCAAGUUUCAAAAAUAUCAUGAUCAAUAUCAAUCAUUAUUAGAGAAAUUCAAAGAGUACGAACUAGAUCUCUCUCGUCAUAUUGAUAAGUUUACAUAUCAGGAUAUUGUUGCUUUGAAGAACUUACAUGUUGAUAGCACCACAGUGGAUGUAUUCGAUUAUUCAAUCAAAACUGAUAGUUCUUGGGAACAAACACCUAGUGAAUCAAACCAAACCCAAUGGAAAAAGAAAGUGGAAUUGAAUAUUGAUCUGAAAGAUAAUAUUUCUGAGACGUUGGUCCCAAAUUUUCAAACCUGUUUGUUAUCAAGAGUCUAUUCAAUUCAAUUGGUUUUCAAAUUUAAGAAUGGUCAUAGUACUGAACUUGUUGUUCCUAUUCGUCUUAGAUCUUUUGAUGAUCUAUAG